AUGUCUGUGGAACCGGAAACUGGAGAUACAAAUGCCCAGCCAAGGGAUGCGAAGUUAUUGCAUUUGAUGAUGAUGAAUUUGGGUGUGCCGGAGUACGGGGAGAAAGUCCCGUUGCAGUUGAUGGAUUUUGCGCAUCGCUACACCCACCAAAUCCUUUCCUCCUCCCUCGAAUACUCCGAUUACGCCCGUCCCAACCCCCUCUCAACCCUCACCCAACCCCUCACCCUCGACGACCUACGUCUAGCAAUCUCCUCCCGAACAAACUACUCAUUUAGGGGUCCGCCCCCGAAAGAGUUUUUGUUGGAGGUGGCGGGGGAGAGGAAUCGGAGGCCGUUGCCGGUUGUGAGGGAGGGGUGGGGGGUUAGGGCUCCGAGUGAGAGGUGGUGUUUGGGAGGACGGGAGGGGAUGUUUGUGGAGGAGGAUGAAGAACAACACGGGGGAAAUGGGGGAGGAGGGCAAGGGCAAGAAGGGGCAGUGGAGGGAUUGCAGUUGGAUGCGGGGGCUCCGGUGCCUAUUGUUACGAAUGAGGAUCAGGAGAUGACGGGGAUGUGA
This is a messenger RNA of Saitoella complicata NRRL Y-17804, 552 nucleotides long. RefSeq names its product TFIID-31kDa-domain-containing protein. Gene Ontology annotation, molecular function: RNA polymerase II general transcription initiation factor activity; protein heterodimerization activity; transcription coactivator activity. The transcript has 2 exons. NCBI's taxonomy places the organism in Eukaryota, Fungi, Ascomycota, Saitoellomycetes, Saitoellales, Saitoellaceae. The record is from RefSeq and is a predicted model, not a curated record. Gene Ontology annotation, biological process: RNA polymerase II preinitiation complex assembly; DNA-templated transcription initiation. Gene Ontology annotation, cellular component: SAGA complex; transcription factor TFIID complex. The coding region runs from base 1 to 552 and encodes 183 amino acids.